AUGUACAAGGAAUCUCGGAUGGCAUUAAUUCUAGACGGAACUGGCUGUUCGGGCAAAACAUCUAUGCUACAAAAGUUCGCUUCAGAGAGAUUCAAGGUCAUUAUUGGGGAUUAUGCAGAGGAUUGCAUUCAAUACGGAUCAUUCAAGAACAAGAAUAAUGAUAAUGUGCUUGAGCUUACAUAUAUGUUAUUCCAAUUUGAAUGGUCCAUGAUAUUCUAA
Molecule: messenger RNA, 219 nt
Organism: Gregarina niphandrodes
Lineage: Eukaryota; Apicomplexa; Conoidasida; Eugregarinorida; Gregarinidae
Exons: 2
Coding region: 1-219 (72 amino acids)
Source: RefSeq, a predicted model, not a curated record